UUUGCCACAACUGUCGUCUCUCCAUCGUUUCCUUCAUCGGCCAGCUUGAUUUUUUUUUUUACGAAAUUAGCACAUAUUGGGCCACGCAACAUCUAAAUAGUAUUUUCUUUUGAAAAAAUAUACUACUAUCAAGUGAACGUACAAUCUAAAACAAUUUUGUUAACUAUUAGUAUUGAUAACUUUUCUUAAUAUGUGCAUCACUCUCAUUACUGUUCUUUGAAGUAAUAAUAGGGUUUCACUAAAAAUUACAACCUUUUGUCCCAAGCACCCCAAGAGAAUCCAAUCAAACUUAUUACACCUCUACCCGUAAAAUAGAUUAGUUCCUAUAAAGCGUUCGGUCAAAUUUCUAAAAGUUGAUUAUUAAUAUAAAUACAAAAUAUUUAAACUCCUAAGUUGAACUAGUGUGUAAUUGGAUUUUCCAUGGAAAAUAGUUGCGUAUUGUACAAAUUUGUUUUCUUUUGAUUUUUAAAAAUAAAAUUAAUUUGUAAACAUUCAGUAUAUUGUACACUAAUUUGAGGAAUUUCUCUUCGUCAAUGUACAUGUGUUAAUCUGCUGCAUAAAGUCUGAUGCGUAGUUAUCGUGUUCACAAACCACCUUUAUUAUAUUUGCUAAUAUAUUUAUUAAAUCAGUGACAACUAAUAAGGAACGAGGGAGUAAUAUACACGCUACUAUCCAGCAUAUAGCAGACCACCUUAUUAUAUUUAUGUUUUUGUUCCUUUUCUUUCUUCUUUUCUGCAGUAAACCUAGCUCAAGCAGAGAUAGAUGGCUGCCAAUACACCCACAACUGAUGGAACUGGAGGACAGUCAGCGAUGGACGAACGGAUCCUGAAAGCAGCCACCUCUGGUAUUUUCUGGGACAUUGAGGUGUUGGCUACAACGAGUCCAAGCAUUCUUCUUGGAGUAACUCCGCAAGGGAACAACUGCCUCCACAUAUCCACCAUUCAUGGGCACGAAGAGUUCUGCUUGUAUGCGUUGGCACUAGAGCGUUCUCUCCUUGAGAAUGUCAACUGCGAGAACGAGACUCCGCUUGUAAUUGCUGUUUCACUUGGCCAUGCCUCUUUGGCUUCUAAAUUGCUCCAGCAAUGCUGUGGAAGACCACGAUUGAGUCGAGCAAUCUUGCAACAAGACAGGUAUGGAUUUAAUGCACUGCACCAUGCUAUUCGCAACGGCCACAAGCAACUUGCGCUAGAUUUGAUAGCAGAAGAGCCUGCCCUGUCAGGAGCUGUGACCAGAUACAAUGAGUCACUCAUCGCCGUGAUGUGGAAUUUUGUAGAUGUUUUGGAAAACCUACUAGACAUUGUCGAUUCUUCUCAUAUGGGACAGUAUGGAUGCCAUGCUCUUCAUGCUGCAGCUAGAAAUGGAAAUAAAGAUAUUGCUCUCCAAAUUAUGAAGAAACGUCCUCGCUUGGCCACAGAAGCUGACUGGGAUGGGAUAACUCCAUUAAGAAUGGCUAUAUCUUAUAACAAGGUUGAUGUGCUACAAGUAUUGCUGGAACAGCGUUCUUCUUUAGCCUAUGAAACCGACAAAGAUGGCUAUCCUCUCCUCUAUUCUGCUGCAACUCGGGGUCAAGUUGAUGUUGCUCGUGCACUUCUCAAAUUUUGUCCAGAUGCUUUCUAUUGCCGUCUGGUAAUUGAAAAGAGUCCAAUAAUUGGAGAGAGUUCAUUAAGUGGUGAUACCUUGACAUGCCUUCAAAUAGCUGUAAAAAAUGGCCAUCUGGAGUUUGUCAAAUUUAUCUUGCAGACACGACAACUUCGGAAACUUAUUAACAUGCAAGACAAGGUUGGAAGAACCGCUCUACAUUACGCAGUCGAGCAAUGUGAUCCUAGACUUGUUGCUGCUUUAUUAUCUCAUGGGAGUAUAGACCCAACAAUUUUGGACAACCGAGGGAAUUCAGCGGCUUCGCAAUUGUCGAGCAUCACAAUUGUUGACAAGACUUUGGACUGGAAGGAAGUGCACGUUCUCAUGUCAAAAGCUGAUCCCAAUGAUGAUGACAUCUCCUUGUAUAAUCUUCGCAAGGGGGCCAAGAAACAGGAAAAUAUUAAAUCAAGGAGGCAGAGAGAGUCAAUGACGCAAAAAUACAGAAGCAACACAUCAUUAGUGGCAAUCCUCCUUGCAACAAUCACCUUUACUGCUGCUUUCACUCUACCCGGAGGAUAUAGCAGUGAUUCUGGAAAUGCGGGACUUCCCACCAUGUCUGGAAAGGUUACAUUUAUAGUAUUCUUGAUCUUUGACACCUUAGCAAUGUGCUCUGCAUUUGUUGUUGCCUUUAUAUGCCUCAUGGGAAAGUGGGAGGAUGAUAAAUUCACAACCUGUUACAUCUUUGUAACUAAGAAGCUCACCUGGUUUGCAUACUUGGCAACAGUUACGGCUUUUUCAACUGGAUUGUACACGGUCCUGGCGCCACGUAUCCACUGGUUGGCCAUUCUGAUUUGCUCUCUGGUAGCUUUUUUCUUCAUUCUUACUAUUUUUAUAGCAAAAUGGCCUUCCUUGAAGCUCAGUUUUCGGUUGGGUCAAACUUGGCAUGACUUGGAGCUCAAAUUUCUGCAAUGGUUUGACCUCCAAUUCCAAUUUCAGUAACAUGGCCUGACCUCCACAAUUCAUUUUAUCGUUACGCUUUAAAAAUAUUUUACAUGUCAUAUGUAAUUAUCAUUGUUGGAUAUUCAUAUAGUAUUGUUAAUUUAUCGGGAAAACUACAAUGUACUGUUCACUCUUGUAUUCUGUUCAAAUAUAAUGCAGUGCUUUCAU
Messenger RNA from Aegilops tauschii subsp. strangulata, 2745 nucleotides. RefSeq lists its product as uncharacterized. Gene Ontology annotation, cellular component: plasma membrane. The record is from RefSeq and is a predicted model, not a curated record. NCBI's taxonomy places the organism in Eukaryota, Viridiplantae, Streptophyta, Magnoliopsida, Poales, Poaceae. Gene Ontology annotation, molecular function: protein binding.